UACACAAAGUCAAAAUGCCAAUUAUAUACCGAUUCCAUUGACAAUCUUAAAGAGGAUAUCUACACAGCUUUACGUAAAUAUAAAGAAGACCCAGACAACCACGUGAACGUAAUCAACAAAUUGGACAAGAUUCUAUCUAAUUUUGAGAAAUUAUUUUCUACGACCGAAGUAAAAGAAUUUGUCGACAAACUUCGAGAAGAACAAGAAGAACGUGGAUUUGAUACAGCUCUUCAAGUCAAUGUGGCAUCUGCCUGCGCAAUUAAAGCCUUAAAGGAAGGACCUUCAAAAACGAAAUCCAUGAAAAGAAACAAGGAUGAUGUGAGCUCAGAGAUAGAGAAUAGUUCAGAAUAUGAUGAAAGGCCAAAUAAAAUUAAAAAACAGACUACAAAUGACAUUGAAGAAGUCAUUAGAAACAGCGUUACAAGUGAUGAAUCAAAUGAAAUCAAAAUCAAGGUAUCCGACGAAAUUGAAGAAUCCUUUGAUAAACGAAAGUAUACAGUAGAAAGAAUUGUACCAUUGUUCAAGGCGAUACAAUCUGUUCAUAAAGAAUUUAUGUUCGAUUGGAUUGAAGUGCAACUUAAUUGCAUCAAGGAUAUAAAGGCGUUGUUUCCCAAAUUUGAUAUGACGCUUAAUAAAGCAGAUGGUGUUGGUCUGAAGGUUUCAAGCAAUAAGGAAGUGGUAUUUAUUGAUAUAUCAGGAGGUCCGGAAGUUACUAGUGCGGUAGUAAAACAUGCCAAAGAAGAUACCGAAAAGCUGAUCAAGGAAGCGAUGUUUGGGUUGGUUUCUCUUUUGAGAGAUUAUUUAGACAAGAAU
Racocetra fulgida is the source of this 813-nucleotide messenger RNA. The record is from the annotation of a GenBank genome assembly. NCBI's taxonomy places the organism in Eukaryota, Fungi, Glomeromycota, Glomeromycetes, Diversisporales, Gigasporaceae.